Triticum aestivum (bread wheat) is the source of this 711-nucleotide messenger RNA. RefSeq lists its product as uncharacterized. Lineage: Eukaryota; Viridiplantae; Streptophyta; Magnoliopsida; Poales; Poaceae. The transcript is spliced from 2 exons. Bases 64 to 711 code for a protein of 215 amino acids. The record is from RefSeq and is a predicted model, not a curated record.
GGUACAUCUCUAGCUCAUUAGCCAGUACGUUUCCCAGAUAAAAAAAGAAACCAUCCAGAUCCGAUGGCCGAGCAGGGGAGCAAGACGCCGAGCUGGUGGAGGAGGUUCCGGUGGCUAUACGCGGCGCGGUGCACGGUGGCGUGCGUGGUCACCCUGGUGGCCGUGGCAGUGAUCGUUCGGGCGGUGGUGGUGAUGCUCCACCACGAGAAGCUCCAGCUGAAGCUCGCCGGCGGCCACGUGUCUGUCGACUACAUCCCGUCGCUGCCGCCUCCGGGCAACGUCGUGGUCUUCAGGGUCGUCCUCAGGGCCAACAACCCCGGCGGGCGCGCCACCCUUGUUUACACCAACUUCACCGUCCGGCUCAUGGACGCGUCGGCGGCGGCGGCGUCACCUACUGCGAGGAUCACCGAGUUUGACCUGCCGCAGCCCAUCGACGUUCCGCAGCGUAUGGCGCACGAGGCGACCGCGGUGGCCCAGCUAGAGCCGCCGGAGGACCUGCCGAUACGGUACGUGCGCGCGUUCUACGAGGGUCGCGGCGUGUCCGGCGCGGAGAUGGAGCUGAGCGGGGUCUUGUCCACCCGCACGGUGAUGGCCACCACCAGCGUCCUCCCCACGUACUACUGCUGGCCGGUGACCAUCGCCGUCAGCCCGGGCGACUCCUCCGCCGACGUGCCCUGCUUCGAAAAGCUGGACGCGCCGGCCCAUGUGUGA